Messenger RNA from Haliotis rufescens (red abalone), 4026 nucleotides. RefSeq names its product lymphotoxin-alpha-like. The record is from RefSeq and is a predicted model, not a curated record. The transcript has 8 exons. Gene Ontology annotation, biological process: immune response. Gene Ontology annotation, molecular function: tumor necrosis factor receptor binding. Bases 1164 to 1871 code for a protein of 235 amino acids. Gene Ontology annotation, cellular component: membrane. Lineage: Eukaryota; Metazoa; Mollusca; Gastropoda; Lepetellida; Haliotidae.
CAUAUCAAAUCUAGCUUGUGUGUCAUAUGAACGCAAGAAAUAGUAUAUUAUAUAGAGGCACUAUUCAUCAACUGGUGAUAUGUUCAAUUUGUGACAGGAUCAGAUAAUUGUAUAUAUUUUCAGAGUUUUAUUAGUUUAGAUUUUUACUGAAUUAAAUGUUCAGUCAAGUAUGUUUUAAACAUUAUAUACUUCACACUUCAGCUCUCCUAAUUCUCUGUUUCAGCUUACUGCAUGAGUACUUUGCUACAGCCUCAAUCACCUAGUGCACCAUCACACAACAGCCUGCCCAGGCGCGCCCCUCAAAGACCCUUUGUGUUUAACGUUCUAGCUUACUGUCUCCAGUUUAAAGGGUUAAGUUUUUACUACAGUAUAGAUCACAUUUGAUGUUACUGUCAAACGCACGUAUCGCGUAUAUUGGAUAUUUUGGCAUUCACAAUUUGGACUAAUUGUGGUGUUUGAUUUGUGGACUUUGGAAUUCACAUCUAAAGGUUGGUCUUUUGAUGAUAUUUUAUUGUUUGUACGUAUUCCUAGGAUUUGUAGGUAUAUUGUGUUUAUGCUGUUGAUAAUUUGGCUGUUUUUUGUCAUGUUGUAAAUAUUAGCCAGAUCAUAGUAAUUAGUUGUAUUUCUGUAUGCAUUACAAGUGUUAUUAUUUACGUAAGGUAAAUAAUUCAGUAAGCGCUAAAUUUAGGCCUAAAAUAUUAUUUAACUAAAUCUUCAAUCACUGUGAAGCUGAUGUAUGAAAGUAUGAAGUAUGAAAGUAAGAAUGUGAAACAUAUGUGUUGCUAGGUUACAUAUUGGUAUAAAUGAAUGUGUAAUGUAUGAAUGUAUAAUGUAUGAAUGAAUCAGGGUUUUACUAUUAUAUUUUAGAAAUGUUUUAAGUUACUCUGCAAUAACACUAUGUAUCUGUUUGUAGUAAUAUUGCUGCUAUCAGAUUGGUCUGCACAGUGGGUAUAUAUCAUUUAUUUGUGGUGCCGAUGUAGCUGUAUUACUCGAGCAGAGGUCUGUGUCUGGACUGAUGAACCCAGGUCCACACACUUGUUUUAUCCAAAUGACGCAUAAAAACGUGGACGUGGACUACGAGCAAUAGCAGCUGCGGCUAAUUGUGGUCAAUUGAGGGGAAGUCGAUACGGGGUCAACUCGCCAAACAUUCUACACGGACAAACAUGGACAAGCUUGGUGUCAUUGGUGUUACAUUGGUGGCAGCGAAUGUCAUCCUGCUUGUAGCACUGACCGGUGUAGUAAUGCACAGACACACAGACAGACAACGGUCACGUGACUUUAUCCCUGUAUCCCCAUAUAGUCUUAACACAUCGGAGUUCAUUGAUUCAACUGUGACCAGUUCUACAGAAGAAACAAGCACAGUUGAAAACCUCUACCUGAGUGUUGCACACAUUUACAACACAACAGGUAACCAGGGCAAAGCUGCUGCACAUGUCUUCAUUAACAGUUCGUCAAGCUACACAGGUGAUGAUGAGUCGACCCUCACCUGGAGACAGGACAUGGAUGCAGCCUUCGUCAGUGACAAGAUAUCCUACAAAGACGGCGGUCUGACUGUGAAGGAGGGAGGCUACUACUACAUCUACAGUCAGAUCGUGUACAGUGGCAGCGGAACCCAGGAGUUAGACUAUGGGCGGAUCAUUCACGCAGUGGUGAAACAGAAGGCGUCAGAGCUGGAGGAAGCACCAACACCCCUGAUGAGGAACCUACAGUCCACCCCCAGCAUCAGACGGGGACGUCCCGCCUACACCACCAGCAGCCUCGGGGCCACCUUCUACCUGGAGGCCCACACCAGGGUCAAGGUCAUGUCCAGUGUUCCCGGGAACAUCAUCUACUCCCCUUGUUCGAGUUAUUUCGGACUUUAUCUGGUUUAGCGGGUCUCUGGCAUGGAACCUCCACGUGGUGGACCUGGAUAGGUGGGGAAACUCUCACCGAACUAGUACCUGCCAUCACCUGAUUGUCACCGUAUGUUCUUUAGUAUGGUAGAAUUUAGACAAAGUAUAUUCUUCACGAUUGAACUGCUAUCAAGUCUCCAGUGUUCUUUCUGUUCCAUGAGACACCAGGGCAUAGCAGUCAGUGAGCUCUUCAUUAGCCAGGUGCACCACCGGGGCUCUUCACUCAUAGAUAACAUCUUACACAUUGACUGCAUUUGAAUGUUUGUAAUCCGUCGUUUCAUCGAUUGAGUACAAAGCUAAUUCAGAGGUCUUAGCGAAUUCUGAAAAACGGAAAUGACGGACCGCCAGCUGUGGUCUUUCCUCGAGAAUUGUGAACAACUAACGUCAUGCAUGUAUCUUGGAUAUCAACCCUACGCUGUUUGCAAUGAUCCGUGCUUUGUACAUCCAAAAAUAGUUCUUAGUCAUUUGAAUGAUGUGGCAAUCCGUCAAAUGUAUGGUUUUGUUCGUGUUGAGUCCCGUACAGUUCUGUCAACAUCGGAAGGCAGUGUACGUAGCCCAGGAAACAAAUCACAACGGUUGUUGCUACUGGCUGCCUUGCAUGACGGAAUUUAGUGACAACAAGGGAUAAGUACACAUUGUUACACGCAGAAAUGGUUUGACGUCGUCUGUGAAUAUACUUCUAGUGAGUGAGUGAGUUGGGUUUAACGCCUCUUUUAACAGUAUUCCAGUUAUAUCGCGGCGUGUCAGCUUAAUGUGGGAGGAAAGCCCGAAGUGAUGCAGGUCUCAGACGUUUACCACUUCGGUGAAACCCACGAGCACGGGUUUUAAUAUAGUUCCAAAUGAAAUACAAACAGUGGGAUAGUGUAGCAAAGCCUUGAUAGGCGAACCAUUCACGCUUGAGGCUCGUGUGCCUGACUUUCGUUUCAUUGUGUAAACAAUACUGCCAGGCACAGGCACAGGCACAUGCACAGGCACAGCCACAGGCACAGGCACAGCCACAGGCACAGGCAUGUAUUUCCCACUGCCUGUCGGUUGUGCCUAAGAAUAUAUGACUACCGUGUACCCCUUAAUGAAGAAAUUAUAUUCCGUUCGAAUCUUCUGAUCUAAAAGUCUAAGGGUCCUGAACAUUUCCUAGAAUGUUUAGAAUAGCGGAAGAAACACACCAUGAAGUGUCCAUAGCAACUGAAAGUUGAAUUUCAUUCUUAAUCAUACCAGUAAUUUCGAGCACAUGUAUGUUUCAGCAUAAACAGGGGUCAGACAUCAAACACACUGUAGGCCACAGGGAAAUAUUUAUUUCAAAUUCCUUACCUAUCGCGCUGGUUUAGACAGGAUUAUGUAUAUCUGGAGCUGAUGGACUGGUUUACAAAACAGCGCCAUACCCAUGACAUAUCCAAUCACAGCGCCAUACCCAUGAUAUAUCCAAUCACAGCGCGCAUACUCAGGACAAUCUAGAAUUUUGGAAGAAUCCCGCCAACUUCCCUAAUGAGUGAUACAGUUUAUAUACAGAACCAGGAAGGGCUGCCCAAUAAGCAGUUGUUACUUCCGUACCUGACUGUAGUGCGUUAUCGCGUGUGAUAAGCUAUCAGCAAAUGCCUAUAAAAAGUAUAUCACCAUAGUGAGACAGACGUUUGUGAGAGUCCGCGAGACGCACAGCUCCCACGUGAUCCGCGCGCCGUCUGGCGCAGCGAUCCGUCGUUUACUUACUGCGCAGUUUAUAAUACACUAUAGAACUUCGUCAGAGCUAUAACGGGGAUGAUUGUUUAAAAGUGUAAUCUGUCACGAGAAAACAGAGUUAUUGUGCAAAUCGACAGCAAACAAUCGUUUGGAAGUACUCGCAAUGGGGAUACAUCACUACCUAAAUUCUCGUGUUAACUUCACAUUAAUUCCUUUAUUUAUUAGUUUCGUGUACCCUCUUAAUAUUUCGCAUCUACUGUUUCACACUUAAAGCACCACUCCAUGCCCAAAUGUAGUGGCAUUUGACGAAAAGUAUUACAAGGAAGAUUUUAUUUUACAUCUCUUAUUCAAAUCAUAACCUGCGUUGUACAUACAUACAGCCUGUAUUUCCACACUGUGUAUAUGGGUCUGUCGUUUGCUGGCCAACAUCAUGUUUUUUUGUAUUAAACAUCGCCACCUC